AUGCCACAGUGGGAUAAGUCCCGCGAUUAUUACGCGGAUCUAGACAUUUCUUCGAGUGCUUCUACUGAAGAGGUCAAGAAGCAGUUCAAGAAAUUAGCUCUAAAGUAUCACCCAGAUCGUAACCCAGGCAGAGAGGCCGAGGUUAACCCCAAAUUCCAAACCAUCCAAUCCGCUCACGAGAUUUUAUCCGACGACAGAUUAAGACGGCAAUAUGACGACGCACGUCGAUCUCAUGUGUCGCGCUAUCCUAAGGCAUCGGGUGUACGAGGUAACCCAUGGCAGGAUAUUGGCAAACAAUAUCAACCUCCCCCUACUAGACACCAAACACAAUCAUCUUCCCAUUUCGGCAGGCCUCCUACUUCUGGUGCUGAUCGUUAUGCUCCCUUCACGAAUAGCAUGCCACAGAAGGGUAAAUCUACACCUCGCGACGAUCCCCAGUCUCGCAAGAGCUAUGCAGAUGCAUGGGAAAAUAUGAGAUCCAGCUCAACAAGAAGAGCACCUCCCGCGACUCCCGGUCGGGCACCCACGUCAGCAGCACGAGAUGCAAAUACCCCCAAACCAGAAUAUGCUCCUCCUAAGAGUGCUUAUCAGCAGCAAAAGGCACAGGCGUCUUUCGGCAACAGUAGUCGACGAGCAGGCUUCACUCCCCGCUCCCCUGGAUUAGCUGACGAACCUCCGGUAACUAACAAGAACUACUUUACUACUCGAACGCACUCGACCCUAUUCAAUGAAGUCGAUCCCGAUGUCCCGCAGCCUAGUGCUCGUCCAUCUGCUCCUACGGCUUCUACUGCUUCUACGGCAUCUACUUCAACGGAUCAGUUUGCUCAAUUCAAGGGUAAAGUUUGGGAUGAUCGCCAAAGCACUCCAUACCAUACUCCUGGUGGUGAGAAGACAAGCCUAUUUGAUGAUGGACUAGGUAUCGGCCGUACUAGCAGCACCCGAUCACCCCGAAGACCAGAUAUGCCUGGAUCGUUCCCACAGUAUCGUCCUCGAAGCUCCAGUACCCCUAAGAGCGCAACCAACGAUGCAGCCUUUGAUGAAUCGAUGAAGAAUUUCACCGGUCAUGCGGGUUCCAAGCAUACUGGCACGGCGACUACUCGAGAAAUGCCGAAUGGUAGUAGCACCCCCCAACCAGUACCUAGUGAUCGCUAUAAGCCGAAUGUCGGACAGAGCAACGGAGUCCCACCAUCUCCAUUUGGAAGUUAUCCAGCUACGCCCACCCCUGUGAACGGUAGCAAAUGUAUGUUGUUCCACUCCAUGACAGGGAUGUUGCAUAUCAAACUACAUGCUAACAUGAUGUCCUUAGUGGGUGGAAAUUCGGCGCAACCUAGCAAUGGACCUUCAGUGUAUGCUUUAUCACAUAUUUAUUCCCCACCACCGUCAUGUCCCAAGCUCCAGUCUUCCAACAACACGACUAGCAAAAGAUUCCACCUGUCCGCUGUGCAGGUCGAAGACCGGGGUUGCAAACUACGGUAUCCUUCAAGUGAGGAUGAAUCAGCGCAUCCUUCCUUGCUCAGUUUCGAGGAGAUACAGAAACAUCACGUUGCUCGUCUUAUCAAUGGUCGAGCGAUGUCGAAUAAGCGUACUAGCAGUACCUCCUCCAAGUCGAGCAGUGGAAACUCGCAAGAUCCUAUCGCAGAGAAGAAACUUAAGAUCGGCGCUGACCCUGCAUAUUCUAGUUUCAACUUCUCGGCCGCAAGCGACGAAGCCUUCAAGGGGACCGGUAAAGAGCGCCUUUCUAAACCAAGCACUGAUAGUAUCAAUACCAAGUUUAGUGAAGAUUGGGAUGAACUCCCUGAAGAGUUGAAGUUCAGCGCAGGGACCGCUUCGACGAAUGGCCCGCAGACUCCUACGAAGGGACGGCCUCAAUCUCGUAGUCGAAGUCGUCGACAAACCCCUAAGACAAGACCAGCUGAACCAGAACGAAUGCCUUCAAUGCCGGAGGGCCUAGGGAACGCCGCUGGAACCGGGUUUUCAGCAGGAGAAUGGAGUGAUAAAAUAGGAUCUCAACACUUCGUGCCCCAGUCUUCGCGCAGCGUUUCGUCUUCGCCGACUCGUCGCACUAAUCUUAAGAAGGGUAAACCUGUCAAGAUGACGGCAGGUACGGCUGGACUGGUGGAUGAGGAUGAAAGUGACGGAUACCAUGACGCUCAGUCAACCUCGUCUGGUUCCGCUCAGGCAAAUGCGGAUACUGCAACCGCGAUGGACAUCGAUUCACCUCCGCCACAGAAGGUGGAUGAGACUCCGAAAGCACCACAAACUAACGGCGCCCGCAAGAUUCCUGUCGAACCUCACAGAGAGGAAUGGAGAGCAGGCGAUGUCAAUGGUGUGCGUACGAAGUCUGCUAGCCCAGUACGAGAUGGAAUUCCCGCUAAGCGGCCCUACGCUCAGACUACUGCGCCUCAAGCAGCACCUAUUCCCGUAUCGAAGCCCUUUGCUGCACAACAUGGUGGCUCGGAGGAUACUGAUGAAUUUUGCACCACGUUUGCCGAUUUCAAAAAGGUGGAGCCUUUCGUGAACCCAUCUGCCACGGGUCUCAAAGAUUUCAGUGAUUUAAAGUCUACUCUACCAUUCGAGAGCAAGCCAUCUGAGCAGAUUCCUCUAGAGAGAGAACAACCCUCUAAGUGGUCGCCGCUGGAUUUCCCUUCUCCCCCUGUUGCUCCGCGCCUUCCUCCAACAGUGGUCGUACCCGGAAUCCAGCCCAACAAAGCCCUGUUUCGUAAAUACUCCCAGGAGUUUUACCAGUAUCUGGACAAGUGGGAGAUCUUUAGCUCCAGGGUCAUGGCACAUUUCUCAACCCGCCAGGAUCUUUAUAGACAGCGGCGCCAACAUCUAGGGUUGGCAUGGUUAGAAACGCCUUCGGGGGCUCGAGAUUACCUGUUAGAGCUUGAGCAAGACCAGGCUGUUCGCGUGCAGUGGAGCAGUGCCUGUGCAGACCACGAAGCCAAGAUUCGCGAAUUUAUGACAUUCAGAGAUCAGGUAAAAUAGUAUAGACGGGUCAAUGAACGUCAGAAUGCUAGUCUCCGCAACUCCAAGAGAAGCGGCGCGAAAUCUAGGACACAGACCCAUGGCAAUAACUCAUGGAUAUCUGCAAAUUUCGGCGGAGCCCCUCUUGGUAGCGAUAGCCCUGGUGGUGCACCACUCUGAACACAUCCAAUUGGAUCGCGCCCAUGUUGCGAAACUUCGAUAAU
Annulohypoxylon maeteangense is the source of this 3191-nucleotide messenger RNA. RefSeq lists its product as uncharacterized. Gene Ontology annotation, cellular component: cytoplasm. NCBI's taxonomy places the organism in Eukaryota, Fungi, Ascomycota, Sordariomycetes, Xylariales, Hypoxylaceae. Bases 1 to 2988 code for a protein of 995 amino acids. The record is from RefSeq and is a predicted model, not a curated record. The transcript has 2 exons.